Myxocyprinus asiaticus (Chinese sucker) is the source of this 3506-nucleotide messenger RNA. Its product is annotated as DNA ligase 1-like. The record is from RefSeq and is a predicted model, not a curated record. NCBI's taxonomy places the organism in Eukaryota, Metazoa, Chordata, Actinopteri, Cypriniformes, Catostomidae. The transcript is spliced from 28 exons. Bases 257 to 3286 code for a protein of 1009 amino acids. Gene Ontology annotation, molecular function: DNA ligase (ATP) activity; DNA binding; ATP binding. Gene Ontology annotation, biological process: Okazaki fragment processing involved in mitotic DNA replication; lagging strand elongation; DNA biosynthetic process. Gene Ontology annotation, cellular component: nucleus; mitochondrion.
AAUGUAUUUGGCUAAGGGGUAUGUAAACUUCUGACUGUAUGAGCAUCUUUGCCUGCUUAGCUAAUUCGUCGUCUUCCACUCCAACAGGCGACGCUAAAAUGCUUGUCAAAUGUAGUCUGUUUCUUUUCCUGCAAGCAUGACGUCACUUUGGCGCCGAAUCAUACGGAGGAAAGCGCGCGGAAGAAAACAUUUCGGCUUCAGAAAAAACUCCAAAACAUUUUAAUAACAUUAUUUGGGACUUACUCAGGAGGCCAACAUGCAGCGAAGCAUAGCGUCCUUUUUUCAGCCAAUGAAAGGCAAGGAGAAGAGUGAUGGACAGGUCAAAGUGAAGUCUGAACCUGUAAAAAGUCCCCUUAAAAUUCAGAAUGGCGUUCAGGAAUGUGGUUCUCCAGUAAAGAAGGUUAUCAAACGCGUCCGACCAAUCAUAGACAGCGAUGAUGAAGACCAGCCAGUGGUAAAAGAGCAGGUGCCCAAACAGACUGAAGUGCAAGCAGCAAAGCCAGAGAAGCCUGCGCCAACUCCUGUAUCUCCAAAAACGCCAAUGACACCCGUCACCUCCGGCACGCCGGUUGCCAUGGUAACCCCUGCUUCAUCAAACACCCCAGGGACUCCCGCGACACCAACAUCAACAUCACCGUCAGGAAUUCCGAAACGCAAGACAGAUGGAAAAUCCAGCAAAAACCAGCUUCUGGCUUACAAGCUGAGGCCGGAUUCACAAAAAUGUUCUAAAGAAAAGAAGAAAAAAAAAAGAGUUUCCCGGAAGCAGUUCCCUAAGAGGAAGCUGGAAAGCAGGAGUGAUGAAGAAGGAACAAAGGAGGAGGAGGAGAAGGAGGUAAAUGUGCAGGAGAGUAAGAGAGCUCGAGUGGAGGACUCACCUGACCAGACAGAGAAUGAGAAAGAGAUGAUGGAGGUGGAAGGGAAGAGUGAAGAUGGAAAGACUGCGGUGAAAGAACAAAAAGAGGAGGACAAAACAAAAACGAGUGUAGCUGUGGAUGUGCAUUUGAACAGAGAGACUAAAGAAGACAGUGGUAAAAACAGUGACAGUCCAGAGAAAAAUCUAAAUGGAGAGAGAGAGAAAAUAGAGGACAAGACAGAAAAGGAAGAUAGCAGUCCUGAAAGGAUGGUGAGAAAAGAGAGAGACUCAGACGAGGAGGGAUCAGCCAAGAAAAAAACCCUCAGCAGUUUCUUUGCCCCUAGAAAGGCAGCAGUAAAACUGGAAAAAGAGGAGAGCAAUGAAGGAGAGAAAAAGAAGGAUGGAGAGACUGCUGGCAUCUCUGAACAGAAAGACAAGAAGAGUGAAAAGGGGGUGGUGUCUGUGGUCCAGAGCCAGUACGAUCCCUCGAGAGCGAAUUACCAUCCCAUUGACAAUGCCUGCUGGAAGAGGGGCCAGAAAGUGCCAUAUUUGGCUGUUGCUCGCACCUUUGAGAAGAUCGAAGAAGAUUCAGGCAGACUGAAAAACAUCGAAACACUCUCCAACUUUCUGCGCUCUGUUAUUCUGCUCUCUCCAGAUGACUUGUUGUGCUGUGUAUACCUGUGUCUGAACCAGCUUGGCCCUGCGUAUCAGGGUCUGGAGCUGGGUGUCGGGGAGACCGUCCUGAUGAAAGCUGUUGCUCAAGCAACAGGGCGACAGCUAGACAAAAUCAAGGCAGAGUCUCAGGAGAAAGGUGACCUUGGAUUGGUUGCAGAAAGUUCACGCAGCAACCAAAGAAUGAUGUUUGCACCAGCCAAUCUGACUGUAGGGGGUGUGUUCAGCAAACUGAAGGAGAUUGCCAACAUGAGUGGAAACUCUGCAAUGAAUAAGAAGAUUGACAUAAUUAAGGGCCUAUUUGUAGCAUGUCGUUUUUCCGAGGCCCGAUACAUUGUGCGGUCACUGGCGGGAAAACUGAGGAUCGGAUUGGCUGAGCAGAGUGUUCUCUCUGCUCUCAGUCAGGCUGUGUGUCUGACGCCCCCAGGCCAAGAGUUUCCGCCGGCUGUGCUGGAUGCUGGGAAAGGAAUGAGUGUAGAAAACAGGAGAGUUUGGCUGGAGGAGAAAGGACUGAUCCUCAAACAGACAUACUGUGAGAUGCCAAAUUAUGAUGCCAUUAUUCGUGUCAUACUGAAAGAGGGCAUAGACAAGCUGCCCAAACACUGCAAGCUCACCCCAGGUGUGCCCCUUCGGCCAAUGUUGGCUCACCCCACUAAAGGGGUCGGCGAGGUAAUGAAACGAUUUGAUGAGGCAUCUUUCACCUGCGAGUACAAGUACGAUGGAGAGAGGGCCCAGAUCCAUAUUCUUGAGAAUGGAGAGGUGCGCAUUUUUAGCCGAAACCAAGAGGAUAACACAAACAAAUACCCUGAUAUCAUCUCACGAAUCCCACAGGUGAAGAAAGCCAGUGUAUGGUCCUGUGUUCUGGAUUCAGAGGCAGUGGCCUGGGACCGAGGAAAAAAACAGAUCCAGCCAUUUCAAGUCCUCACUACACGCAAGAGGAAGGAUGUGGAUGCCUCUGAGAUCAAGGUUCAGGUGUGUGUAUACGCCUUUGACCUGCUCUACUUGAACGGAGAGUCUCUGGUGCGAGAGCCUCUGUGCAAACGCAGGGCUCUGUUACGAGAGAGUUUUGAGGAGAGGGAAGGAGAGUUUGUUUUUGCUCGAUCUCUGGACUCUGAUAACACCGAAACCAUCGCUGAGUUCCUGGAGCAGUCUGUACGAGAUUCUUGUGAGGGCUUAAUGGUGAAAACUCUGGAAAAACAUGCAACAUACGAGAUUGCCAAACGCUCCCACAACUGGCUCAAGCUGAAGAAGGACUAUCUUGAAGGUGUCGGGGACACAGUGGAUCUGUGUGUGAUUGGUGCUUAUCUCGGGAAGGGAAAGAGAGCAGGCAGCUAUGGAGGAUUUUUACUGGCCUGUUACGAUGAGGAGAACGAAGAGUUCCAGUCUGUCUGCAAGAUUGGAACAGGCUUCAAGGAUGAAGAUCUGGAGCAACAUUACAAUUUCUUGAAGGAGCACAUUUUAACUAAGCCACGCCCAUAUUACCGUGUGGACCAAUCAGCAGAGCCAGAUGUCUGGCUGGAGGCGGUACAAGUAUGGGAGGUGAAAUGUGCUGACCUUUCACUGUCACCAGUCUACAAGGCAGCGAUGGGAUUGGUGGACCCAGAGAAAGGGAUUUCACUCCGUUUCCCACGAUUCCUAAGGAUCAGAGAUGACAAAAAACCAGAGGAUGCCACCACAGGGUCACAGAUUGCUGAUCUCUACAAGAAACAGCAGCAGAUUCAAAAUCAGAGUGACAAACCUGAUCUGGAGGACUACUAUUGAUUCCUGCGGAUUAAGGCUGAUUGGCUCCUGUUGUCUGCUUGACUUAUUCUCAUUGGGCGAGGGAGUUUGCAUGAAUUUUGUUUUUCAAUAUUUUGUUGCAUAUUUACAUGCUGAAUUUUAAUGCUGUGACAUUGUAAGACUUGAUGAAAAAUGGAAAUUAAAAUGUAAAUAGUCUGGCGACGAUUUGAUGGAGCUGAAAUAAACACUUGCUUUUCACAAA